Molecule: messenger RNA, 1564 nt
Organism: Vitis vinifera (wine grape)
Lineage: Eukaryota; Viridiplantae; Streptophyta; Magnoliopsida; Vitales; Vitaceae
Exons: 6
Coding region: 701-1276 (191 amino acids)
Source: RefSeq, a predicted model, not a curated record
AUGAUAUGUUUCCUUUUUUUUUUUUAAUCUCUACUAAAUCUAAAACUAAAAAGGGCCACCCACUUCUCUCACUCGGGCAUCAAGAAGCCCGAAGCCCUUUUCUGAAGUUGCCCUCCAGACGAGAGAAUCCCUAAAAAGUCCCUAUUUUCCUCUGCCACUCUCAAUCCUCCCAGGCUAAAAAACACAACCUUUGCCUGCAAAUCAUGAUCAGAUUUUGUCACCUGUGCGCGGGCUGGACUGGUAGGAAAUAUCGGGAAAUUUUCAGAAAAAUCGGAAAAAAAUCGGCUAUACAAACCGAAAAUUCGCCGAUAAAUUGCAGUGUCCGGCUAUUUUUUGAAGAUUUCGCCGAUUUUUCGUCUGCAUCCAUUUUUCAGCGAUUUUAACCGAAAUUUGGCGAAAUUUCUCCCAUCGACAUUUCGCCCCCCUCUUUCGUAUCGCCGACCACCGAAACCCGAGAUUUCGGCUAAAAAAAUGGAAACUUUCAUCCUUGAUUUUCACCGAAGUAAUGCUGAACUCAUGUUGUAGUUGCACUAGCAUUAAGGUACGGCUUGAGCACGAGACGCAAGCUCCGAUCUCCGUCAACACAAAAGCAUUCGGUCAUUUUUGCUCCAAACGCUGCGUUUCGAUCGAUCACUGAGUUAAAGACUCCAAACACAAAUUCAAAGGAUUCAAAGAAGCAGGAGCAGAAGCAGCAAAGACCAUGUCAUUCAUGAAAGGAGAUCUGCUCGCAAGAACGAGAAAGCUCGUUAAGGGCUUGGCUAAGGCUGAGCCAGUCUGGCUGAAAGCCAUGGAACGGGCCCCACCUCCAACAUUUCCUCGGCCUGAUGGAAAAGUUAAGAAAAUCAGUCUCCCUGAGGAUUUUUAUAUUCAAAAGUUCUUUCAGAAGCAUCCAGAUUCUAAAUAUGAAGAUGCUAUCAAGAUUAGUGCUUUUAACCCCCCUCCAGCCCGUGUAUUUGGUUGUCGGGUGCUUGAGUUGAAGGAACAGGGAGUCAGUGAGGAAGAGGCCAUGGCUGUAGCCGAUAUGGAAUAUAGGGCAGAGAAAAAGGCCAAAAAGAUGGCAUAUGCUCGACUGAAGCAAAUUGCUCGUCUUCAAGGGAAGAGACUUCCUCCUAACCCAUAUCCUAGUGCUAUCAAGGAGAUACAGGCUGAAGAGAGGAAAUAUGUUCGUGACCGUUUCUUCAAUCCCAAGAUACUUAAAAUUGUGGAGAAGAUGAAAGAGGAGAAAGCAGCUGCGAUGCAGGACCGAAUGAGAGGAGGUGGCUGGCAAUCUUUUUGAAGUGGCAUGCAGUUGGAAUAUUGAGCCUUUUUUUUUUAUCUCAGAACCUGAGCCCCAGUAAUGUUCUUAGAGUAAGCCAGAAGUAAAAAUAUUUUUGAAGAGGACCAACUAGCUUUAAAAUGAUGUAUGGAUGAUGGGCUUUGAAAUGAUCUAAGCUUAGACCAUAUAUUUUUGUUUUCAUGCCCAUAUUUGUUGGUUUACUAAUGAGGGAAACUAAUUGCGGAGAUGGGUAUGAAACUUAUUUGAUGUUAUGAGAAUCUACAAAUAAUCGCAUUGUGUUUGAUUUUU